AUGAACUGUUACAGUGUACACAAUUUUGAAGCAAGUUUUAUUCGCCUGAUUGACAAAGUGACCAAUGGCUCUCGGAUUGAAAUAAACCAAACAGGUACUACCUUGUAUUAUCAACCUGGACUUCUGCAUGGAGGCUCAUUGGAACAUGACUGCAGUCCCAGUCGUAGUAUUGGCUACUAUUUGGAAAGUCUGCUCUGCUUGGCACCUUUCAUGAAACAUCCAUUGAAGAUUGUCCUGAGGGGAGUAACAAACGAUCAAGUAGAUCCUUCAGUUGAUGUUCUUAAGGCAACAGCUCUACCCCUACUGAAGAAGUUUGGAAUUGAUGGUGAAAGUCUGGAAAUCAAGAUCAACCGUAGAGGAAUGCCUCCCAAAGGGGGUGGAGAGAUACUGUUUGCUUGCCCAGUGAGAAAGGUCUUGCAGCCUAUUCAGUUCACAGACCCUGGCAAAAUCAAGCGCAUCAGAGGAACUGCAUACUCUGUCAGAGUGUCACCACAGAUGGCAAACAGAAUGGUGGAAUCUGCAAGGAGCAUCCUGAAUAAAUUCCUCCCAGACAUUUAUAUCUACACGGAUCAUAUGAAGGGGGUCAGCUCUGGAAAAUUGGCAAAUAUAGCUGGUGAGAGCUGUGGCCCUAGAUCGCACCAGCAAAUUCUGCAGGGAGGCUGUGUAGAUUCAACAAAUCAGAGCCUUGCUCUGCUCCUCAUGACCCUUGGACAACGGGAUGUUUCCAAAGUCCUGUUAGGACCUCUGUCUCCAUACACAAUUGAGUUUCUGCGACACUUGAGAAGCUUCUUCCAGACCAUGUUUAAAAUUGAAACAAAGACCCCUGAGGAGGAGCACAUGGGUGGGGAGAAAGUCUUAAUGACGUGUGUUGGCAUUGGAUUUUCCAACCUUAGCAAAACUAUAAGAUAAGAAACAUCUGCAGACUUCGUGAAAUGGGGUGACAGAAACCGCUGCAAAGAUCUGAUAAAACCUGCCUUUCCCCGUGCUUAUUCUGGCACAGGGAAGCCAGUGAUGAUUCCAGUGCAGAGGAACCCAAGCUUGCUGCAUGUAAACAAUAAAGCUGACUUUAGACUGUUUAGACCUGUGCUGUUUAUAAAUGCAAUGCCAGUAUUCUGUGCUGCAUGGAAUGGCUGGCUGGAGUCUCAGCUGGCUUGGGACUCUUUGCACUGUAUUCCACUGCAUGGGACACAAGUGCGUCUUAUGUCCCUGCGCUCUCAAGCUUUAAUGCAGUGGAUGCUCUAGUUUUGUGUAUCUACAGACUUCACUCUUAGCUUUUUCUGAAAGGUUUAGAUAGAGAGGGAAGACAAGAUUGAUCAAAACAAGCUUUGCAGUGCAAAACAAAUGAUCACAACAGAAAUAUUAGAUUCUUGACGUAAUUGCAGAGACAAUAUUGGCAUGGAAAUUAAAGGUGUGACGAUAAUUUUUUGUUCAUACAUUGCAUGUGAAUAGUAUUUGUCAAAUGCUUCACUCCUGCUUAUGUUGACUAAAUUACAGUUUCAUAGGAGGAAAAAAAAUACCCAUCUUUUAAUCUUCCUUAAUGUUAGAAUACUGCAGAAGAGAUCACAACCUAUACUGACUUGUUUUAGCCUCCUCUGCAAAGAUGGGCAUGGGAGGAGAAAACUCCUUGACAGUUUUUGAC
This is a messenger RNA of Haliaeetus leucocephalus (bald eagle), 1639 nucleotides long. It is a transcript of the gene RCL1, whose product is annotated as RNA terminal phosphate cyclase-like 1. The record is from RefSeq and is a predicted model, not a curated record. Gene Ontology annotation, molecular function: RNA endonuclease activity. Gene Ontology annotation, cellular component: nucleolus. The transcript is spliced from 9 exons. The coding region runs from base 1 to 909 and encodes 302 amino acids. Gene Ontology annotation, biological process: endonucleolytic cleavage of tricistronic rRNA transcript (SSU-rRNA, 5.8S rRNA, LSU-rRNA); ribosome biogenesis. Lineage: Eukaryota; Metazoa; Chordata; Aves; Accipitriformes; Accipitridae.